Portunus trituberculatus (swimming crab) is the source of this 3246-nucleotide messenger RNA. Its product is annotated as broad-complex core protein isoforms 1/2/3/4/5-like. The record is from RefSeq and is a predicted model, not a curated record. The transcript has 8 exons. Gene Ontology annotation, biological process: regulation of transcription by RNA polymerase II. Bases 328 to 2538 code for a protein of 736 amino acids. NCBI's taxonomy places the organism in Eukaryota, Metazoa, Arthropoda, Malacostraca, Decapoda, Portunidae. Gene Ontology annotation, molecular function: protein binding. Gene Ontology annotation, cellular component: nucleus.
UGGUGGUGGCGGCGGUGACGGUGAGGCAUUGCCGUAUGGUUGAUGCUAAUGUCAGAAUUGGUGUGAUUGGGGAGUAGCUUGUGUUGUGUAAUGUCCCCGGUGUCUGGCAUGCUCGUGUGAGGCUCAUGGUGGAGGAAAGGCUGAUGCAGGAAGGUUUCUCUUUGUUCUGGGGUGUCAUGGAAAGGUCAGGAGUUGCAGUACAGAAGGCUUAGCAGAGAUUUGAUCUUGUCAAGAGAAGUGACAUAGGCUGCCCAGGAAUUGUGUGAAGGAAGAUAGUAACUGGAUGUGUGUGUGCGCGUGUGAGUGUCAUCUCUGCUGGUGUGAAGCAUGACAAUGGACACUGGCUUACUCUCCCUCAAGUGGAACAAUCAUGGAACAACUUUCUUCCAUGUUUUGUCUACCAUCCGGCGCAAGGAGUCCUACAGUGACGUGACAUUGGCAUGUGAAGGCAAGUUUUACCCAGUGCACAAGCUGGUGUUGUCCACAUGCAGCGAGUACUUUGAGGAAAUCUUCAGCCGCACGCAGUGCCGGCACCCAGUCAUCGUGCUCAAAGAUGUGAAACACGGUGAGCUGGAAGCGCUGCUCAACUAUAUGUACCUGGGUGAAGUGAAUGUGUUACAGGCUGACCUUGCUGGCCUCAUUAAGGCAGCCGAGUGCCUCAAGAUUAAGGGACUGGCAGUGCCAGAUGAGGCACCAAUAUCCCGUGUUAGUGGUAGCAAAGAAAAGCGUAGUAUUGGAGAGGCUGGUAGCUCUUCCCAGUCCAAGCGAGUGAGGCAGGAUGAGGGUGGCCUGCCAGGCCAGGUCUAUGAGGAUCCUAGGACCCAGCGAGGGGACCACCAUCCUGGCAGGGAGACGAGGGAAGCCUCGCGCACACACUCGGGGCCACGGCCCCCCUCGCGCACCCCUGAGGAGGGUUACCCUUUCCCCACCUCUGUCCCUAGUCAAGAUGUACCGCCACGGGAAAAGCGUGAGGGAAGAGAAUCUCAGUCUGAUGGGGAGAGAUCUAGGCACAAGGAAGGACCCCUAACCCCAACUCCUAGUCAGUCCUUGGAGGUGCUAGACCAUGAUGAACCCCCUAUAGUCAAGACUGAGGUGCUGGAGCAACCCAAGGAAGAAAAUGAGAGUAGUGAAGACCUGCUCAACUCAGACAACAGCAUUGCCUACAACCCUGCAUUACAAGGUGAUGGUGUAUCGGAGGGCACUCAAGGGUUUGAGCCACAGGUGUUGACGUCUCAGCCACAGACGAUGGAGGAGCUGGUGGCACAGGCCAUGCCAGGCACCUCAGGUCUGCAGGGGGACUCCCUUGUAGGUUGGGGUGCGGGGCAGGGAGGAGGUGGGGCUGCUAGUGGAGGUGGGGACCUGACCAGGUUCUCAUUAGAUGCCUUCCAACUUGAGGACUCCCAGAGUGGUUCUCAAGGUUCUACACAACAGCAGCAGCAACAACAGCAGCAGCAGCAACAACAACAGCAGCAGCAGCAGCAGCAACAACAACAACAACAACAGCAGCAGCAACAACAACAGCAGCAGCAGCAGAUGGGCGGCGGCAGCAAGGCGGCGGUGUGGGCGCGAGCCCUGGCCGGCCACUCGCUCGGGGCCAGCCACCAGUGUACCUACUGCCCUAAGCGAUUCUUCCUGCGCUCUGACCUGACCAGACACCUGCGCACGCACACCGGAGAGAAGCCCUUCAAGUGUCCCUACUGCGACCACAGCACCGCCAUCAAGUACAACCUCAAGAAGCACCUCAUCAGCCGCCACAACGUGGUCGAGCACGGCAUUAAGAUGGAGGCCCUGCAAGGGCGGCAACAGUCAAAUGAUGCAUCGUCCACGGCCAGCAGUGGACAGAGCUUCUCGUGGGGCGGGGCGGCGGUCCCCACGCUGCCGGCCGUCCUUUCACUGCUGCAGCGAGAGAGUCUGCUCGCGCCUUCCGCCGGCAGGAGUCUGGCCAGCAACGUGGCUGACAGCAUAGCGUCGCUGACGUGGAGUGGCACUAGCACCAGUAAGCUGCAGCAUUCCGGUGGCGGCUACCCUUCCUCCAAGGACUCCCCGGCCAGCCUGCAGGGUGUGGCUUCCAGCAGCUGCCCGGCACUGGAUGCCUCUGAGAGUGUGGCAGCUAACACUUCCUGGUGUGGGGGCUCCACCACGCCCUCGCAGCUGGCCUCCUUCGCCGCCCAGGACCAGGACAACCUGCCGGGUUCCAGUGUGUGCACGUCGCAGGAGUCCGCCAGCAGCCAGGUGGCCGCUAGCUGGACCUCCGCCGCUGACCUCGACCUGCCCAUGUUCCCGCCCGAGCUGCAGGAGUGUGACAGCAUCCCAGCCUCUUCAUCCUCAGACAGGUUCUUGCCGGGGGCGGCGGGUGAGGCCCUGAGCAACCAGAGCUGGAGUGGCAGCUCGCAGCAGCAGCAGCAGCAACAGCAGCAUAUCUCAGCGAUACAUUCCUCUCAAAGCCUGGAGAACGUAGCGGGCGUGGCCUCCAGCACCUGUCCUUCCAACGACACGGUGGACAGCGGCGCGUCGCACUCCACCAGCGAUACCGAGUAGUGAAGACGACGCAGCCGCUUCCACCAGUCUUCUUCUCCACGCCAUCACCCGAGCCGGUACAAGGCUUGGUUGGUCGGCGACUUCUCAAAUCUCCACUUUCCUCUCUCUGUUUCCACUAUCAUUUUCCCUUUGCCACUCACAUUCUCCUUCACUGGUUCUUCCGUCUCGUUCUUGCUCUAUCUCUUGGUCGCUCGCCUGCUCGUCCCAGAGUGUAAAUAAUAUUCCUUAAGAGCGUCUGGCCCCGGAGACUAGCCGGGUACAUUCUCGGCCGCCUGGAGAAUCAGACGCGCUCACUCCAGCGUGGCGGGGCAGCCCGGCCGUGAGUCGUCUUGGCGCCAGGUUACUAUAUGUACACAGUGAACCUUUACUUUGAUACUUUGCUAACAUAACGUUAUACAGAGCUGACACACAAUGCGGCUCACAGUAUACAGAUCACUGACACACAGGGGCCACAGUUCAUAGUGUCACCGCUUCAGAUGGUGAUGGUGUAUGUGUUAUUAUGAUUUUUUACUCGUUUUAAUUUUUGUUUCUCUCGUUUUCUUCAUAUCGGUGUUGCCAAUGGCGAGAGUCGUGCCAUAUUAGGUUAUACUUGAUCCCAUGAAGACUAAUACUGACGGUGGUCUCGUGAGUGAGAAUUAGUAUACGUACUUCUGUAUGAUUACUUUCCUGAGAGAGAGAGAGAGAGAGAGAGAGAGAGAGAGAGAGAGA